Molecule: messenger RNA, 3025 nt
Organism: Cinara cedri
Lineage: Eukaryota; Metazoa; Arthropoda; Insecta; Hemiptera; Aphididae
Source: the annotation of a GenBank genome assembly
AUGAAAACCAUAAAUAUAGAUAUUAAAGACAGAAGAAUUAUUCAUAAGUUAUAUUUAAAUGAAAAGGCUGUGAUAACAGGCAAAGGAAUUAAAUCAUGGGAAGAAGCAAAUAUUGAAAAAGGAGUUAGACAAGGGUGUAACUUAUCACCAACACUAUUUAAUCUGUACAUUGAAAAUACUCUAAAUCAAUUAAGGGAAGAAGAAAUUGGAGGAAUAAAAAUAANAAACAUGAAUGAUAGCUGUAAAGAGUACAAAAUGAAAAUAAAUAAGAGUAAAACAAAAAUAUUAAUAUGCAGCAAAGCAGGAAUUGUUUUCGAACAUAACAAUUGAAAACGAGAAGCUGGAAACUGUUCAAUGUUUUACGUAUUUAGGAAGCAAAAUAACACAUGAUGGAAGAAGCGAAAUGGACAUAAAAAGUAGAAUAGCACUAGCAAAACAGGCAUUUUACAAAAAGAAGCACCUAUUUACGACAAACACUGUUAGCUUAAAUACCAGGAAAACUCUUAUAAAGAGUUUUGUGUGGAGUAUAGCCCUUUAUGGGGCAGAAACAUGGACGAUACUCAAAGCGGAAAGAAAAAAAAUUGAAGCAUUUGAAACACGGUGUUGGAGAAGAGCACUAAAAAUGUCUUGAACAAAGAAAAUUAAAAAUGAGGAAGUAUAUCUAAGAAUGAACGAACAAAAAACAAUAUGGACGAUAAUCAGAGAAAGGAGGAAAAAAUGGAUCGGACAUAUUAUGAGAAACAAUGAAUGGAUAAAUUACGACAAUAACGACAAUAAUAGAAGGAAAAGCUGAAAGAGGUAGACCAAGAACACCAUUUAUGAAACAGAUCAUAGAAGACAUAGGGAAAACCAAUUAUAAGGAACUAAAAGUAGCUGUAAUGAAUAGAGACAAGUGGAGAGCCAUCGAAGGUAUUUAACCAAUCUAAGGAUUGAAAAAAAAAAAAAAGAAAGAAACAUAAUGAUGAUCAAAUUAAUGACGUAGAGAUAAUUGGGCUAUGGAAUUUGCUGUUUGUGCACUGCGACUAUAAGAAAGGAAAUGAUGGGAAUUAUUAAUGCGAAAAGUUCGGAAAUAAAUUUGAAAAAAUUUGGACAACAACGUUAUUGGACGUUAUAGGAUAUUAUAAGAAUCGGCGGCGGAGUCGUAAGAAAAAAUUUAAUUUAUACAGUAACUGAAAACUGAAAUAUCACCGAAAAUCACUUUUGUGAAUAUGACACGUAUACAUUUAUAUGUGUACGUUUAGUAUUUAUGUGAAACAGAUAGAUAGGUAACAUAAAUUAAAAUGCCCUAUUUAGACAAUUAGUUAAUCUAUAGGAAGGACAUUGAUUGGUAAAACGCAAAACUUGCAAACGAGAGGGGUGUAUAAUAUUAUCAAUAUUAUUGAAAAAAAAAUGAAAAAUGAAAAAAAUACUGCGUUGGGGGUGUUUACUCAUGCGUUUAUUGUAAAAACGUCAAUUACAGAACUUUAAAAAUUUCAAUGGCGCCCCUGUAGUUAAAGCGCCCGGUGCGUGGGCACCUCUCGCACCCCCCGAGCACAGCCCUGGAUCAUCAUAUUCAAGCUAUUUACGUAACGUUUUCCACAAUUUGUGCCAAACUAUCAGCCCGCGUGCAUAUUUAAUAGUUAAUAAAUAAAUAUUUAAGUAUCUGGUAUAUAUUAUGAAUAGGUACUCUAAUAAAAUAGCUUAAUAGGCAGGUACCCAAGUUUUCGAAGUAUUUAUAAUAUAAUCCAAUCACUUGUAUCAGUAAAAUGUUUCACUAUAGAGUAGGUACCAAAUUUGUAAUAUUAUUAAUUGUACACGUCAUGUUUACAAGUUUUGCGUUUUUCCCAUCAGUGCCCCUUAAAAUUGCCUAAAUAGGAAUUUUUAAUUUACAUUGCUUUUUCCGUGCCCCUUUAAAACGAAUAUGUUCUAUCCAGAUUUAUACGGUCUAGAUUUGUAGUGUCCAAUAUUUUACGACAAAUGUAUCGAAACCGUAUUCGUUUAUAAUAUCCGUUAUUUACUAUAACUCGGCCAUUGUUUUUAUGCAUUUAUUAUCCUGUGUUCAUUGAAAAUUAAACACAAACAAAAGAUUAUCAUCACGUAUAUGCAAAAAUAUUUAAUCUUAUAUAGUGACUUACUUUAUUUUAUUUUAUUUUUUUGUACCCACUUCAGAAGAAAUGUUUUAAAGGACAAAUAAAAUUUAGUUAUAUAAAUAAACCUUGUAUUUUAUCAUUCUUUCAAUCAUUUUUUCACAUUACUAAAUUCAAUACUAAUAACAUAUUGCAUAAAUAUUUGUUAAACUCAUUAGCACUAUUUCCGAUAUUUAUUUAUUAAUUUCUUGGAGUGCUUAAGUAUGCGCCAAGCACUGGCGUAUUUACGGGAGGGGUCAAUGGGGUCCGGACCUCUCCCAUUGACUCGUGCAUAUUAAAUUUUGUGUUUCUACAUGAUUAAGAAAAUCAAAUUUUAUCACGUGAUACGAAGUAUUUUGUACAAUUUUUUCGACGCUUCAGUCAUCAAAAUGUUUUAUAUCGUGAUAUUUUUUGUUAUCAAUUUAAUACCAAACAUGGUUGAAAAAUACCGUGUUAUUGAUUGUUGAAUAAACGCUCUACUGUCAUAAAAAUUAAUUAAUUUUAUUUACAACCAGUUAAAUGGGAUAAUUCUUUUGUAGAAUUAAACAUUUGGAAAAUUAAAUUAAACAAUGGAGGUAUCAAUACCAAAAGUGAAUUAAACACAUUUAUAAGCUGUUCGAAGACAGAUUACAAAUUUUCCAAACAUAAAGUUUUUGUACAUUGCAAGUAUCUACAGCUACUUUGGAAAGAUCUUUUUCAACCUUAAAAAGUUUUAAAACUUAUCUUAGAUCAACUAUGAAUGAAGUAAUGUAUUUAGGAAAUAUUUAUUAUAAAAGUUAUAACCUAACUAUAUUUUAUUUUUAUUUUGUGUUUAAGAUAGACUAAAUGGACUGGCAUUGAUGUCAAUUCAUCGGGACAUACCCCUCAAUGUGGAUGCUAUUAUUGAUGAAAUUAAGCAUUUAGUUCUAGGCGAAAUCUAG